AUGUAUUUCUUUGUCAAGAAACUUCAAUAUGUCAAAGAUCACCUUAAGAGAUGGAAUCUGUCAUGCUUUGGUCAUCUUAAGUCUAGGAAGAGGAGUGCUUUGGAACAUCUUGCUGUGAUUACUCACCAGAUAUGGGAUAAUGGUUUCUCGGAUGCUCUUGGAAAAGCAAAAUCCCAAGCUGUGCACAAUGUGGAGGAGUGGGAGCUUCAUAAGGAGAUUUUUUGGAAACAAAAGGCUCAAGUUGAUUGGCUUCAAGAAGGGGAUAGUAAUUGUGCUUUUUUUCACCAAUUUGUUCAAGAUCGUCAUAAUAAGGGGUAUAUUUCCUCUCUGGUUACCUCAGAAGGGCUUCAGAUUUCAUCUAUGCCAGCUAUGUCUCACAAGGCUCGUCAUUACUACUCUGAUCUUUUUACUAAAGAUCCCCCUCCUACUAUGGAUGAGGAGCAUUUGAUUCUCUUCUCUAUUCCCUCUCUAGUGACCAAUUCUAUGAAUGCCUCUCUCAUUCAUCCAAUUUCAUUUCCCGAAUUAGAGGAUGUUGUGUUCGGAAUGAACAAAGUUAUUGUGAAUAGCGAACCUUCAGAGCCUUUUGGGGUUUCCUGUGGUCUUUGCCAAGGAGAUCCUCUUUCGCCUUACCUGUUCAUUAUUAUGGCUGAGAGUAUGGGUUAUUUUCUUAAGUUUCAUGGUUCUCAGGGCCUUAUUCAUGGUUGGCAAUGGGGCAAUGGUUUGCCACAGAUCUCUCAUAUCCAAUUUGUAGAUGAUAUUGCUCUUAUGGGUUUCGCUCGUAUUAGGGAAGCUAAAUCUUUUUGGCAUGCCUUGGAUAUUUACCUUGCUGCUUCUGGUUAG
Cryptomeria japonica (Japanese cedar) is the source of this 840-nucleotide messenger RNA. RefSeq lists its product as uncharacterized. Lineage: Eukaryota; Viridiplantae; Streptophyta; Pinopsida; Cupressales; Cupressaceae. The coding region runs from base 1 to 840 and encodes 279 amino acids. The transcript has 2 exons. The record is from RefSeq and is a predicted model, not a curated record.